UAGUAAAGACUGUCCUUGUAGUUUCGAUUUGGAUGCGAUAGCCUCCUCUCUUUUGCAGAGAAAAAGCAGCAGAAACCUUCACCUUUUGCUUGCGAGACCUAGUGAUCUUAUAAUUUCCUCUGCACAAUUCCGUCUUCAUCUCGCCUCCUAAACAAUCUCUUGGCCUGCCUGCAUUUGGGCUUCGCAGUGCUUCAGACGGGGGAUCGAGAUGUUCUCCUCCAAAUCCAAAUCUGGUUUAUCUGAUGCUUCGAUUAACAAAGGUGCGCCAUCUACUCCUAAAGGCAAUAAAUCAGGAAAGGCUGGAUCCACCAAGGUAGACCCUGCUUCGCCGUCCCCUCAACAGUCAGCGCGCCUUUCAAUUGAUCGAUCCCUUAAAUUAGUUGAUUCAAAGAUUACCAUUGAGCAACGUUCGCCCAAGAUCACUGCUCUUGAUAAGCAACCAAGGCCAAUAAAGGGAUCAGAGUUGCAGGGACAACUGAGUGCAAUUCAGGAUGAGUUGAAGAAGGCAAAGGAGAGAUUGGCAUCUGUUGAGAAGGAGAAAAUCCAAAUUCUUGAGGAGCUAAAGUAUGCUAAGAGAUGUGCCAACGAGGCAAAUGACAAACUUCAGGAUGCUCUUGUUGCCCAAAGGAUUGCGGAGGAAGCUUCUGAGAUUGAUAAAUUCCGGGCAGAUGAACUGGAGCAAGCUGGCAUCGACGCUGCACUAAAGAAGGAAGAUGAAUUGCAGAAGGAGCUUGAUAUUGUUCAAAACCAACAUGCUAUGGAUGUUGCAGCACUUCUAGCCAUAACUAAGGAUCUCCAGAGAGUGAAAAAUGAACUUUUCAUGACUACAGAGGCAAAGAACAGUGCUUUAAAUCAUGCUGAUGAUGCAAUGAAGAUUGCUGAGAUCAAUGCAGAGAAAGUGGACUUGUUGUCUAAGGAAGUUAACCGCUUAAAAGUGUUAGUUGAUUCAGUGCAGGAGUUUAAGAACACUGAUUCUCCAGCACAUGAAGGAUUGGUUUCGAGAGAAGUUAACCACUCAAAAGCAUCAAUUGAUGCUUUGCAGGAGUGUGAGAAAAAAGAACCUUCAGUUCUUGUUGUGAAUGGAACAAACUUGCAUGAGCAAUCAAACUUAGUUGAGGAUCAUUUAAAGAAGGAAAAUGAUAGAUUGAUUUCUGUUGAAGCUGAGAAGAACAAACAGAUAGCAGAUUUACAAGCACAAAUAAACUUAGUUGAGGAUCAUUUAAAGAAGGAAAAUGAUAGAUUGAUUUCUGUUGAAGCUGAGAAGAACAAACAGAUAGCAGAUUUACAAGCACAAAUAAACUUAGUUCAGGAAGAUUUGACAAGGGCAAAUGAACUCUUGACUUCUGUUGAAACAGAGAAGACUCAUAUUUUAAAGGAAUUAACGGAAGCCAAGAGGUUGGUUUAUGAAACUAGUAAUAAACUCAAUGAGAAUUUUGCCGCUCAAAGGCAGGCUGAGGAGGCUAUGGAAACCUACAAGAUCCUUUCAUGUGAGUUUGAACAAAAAAGCAUUGAAAGUGCUCAGAAGAGAGAAGAAUUGAAGAAGCAGCUUGAAUAUGUUGAAGACCAGAAUGCUUUGAAUGCUGCCACCUUGCUUUCGAUUACUAAGGAGCUUGAACAGGUGAAAAAUGAAUUCACAUUAGCCAUCGAUGCAAAGGACACUGCUUUAACUCAGGCUUGUGAUGCAAUGAUGAGUGCUGAAAUCAAUUCAGAGAAGCUAGAGCUCCUUUCAGGGGAAAUUGAGCAUCUCAAGGCCUUGCUGGACUCCAAGGUAGAGUUGGAAUCUGAGCUGUUUGCAGUGAAGAGUGAACUUGAGAAGGCAAAGGUCACUGAAGCCAGGUUAAUAGAGAUGGAAGCAUUAGUUGAGGCGCUGACGGUUGAGGUCAGUGAUGUAAACAAUGCUGAAUCAGAAGCUCGUCAUCUUGUGGAGCAAUGGAAGAAGGCAGCAGAGCUACUAGAAGCUCAAUUAGAGGAGACAAAUGAGUCUAGAAAAUCUUCAUUGGAGGCUCUUGCUUCGGUUAAGAAACAGCUCGAGGAGUGCUAUGCCCUAUUGCAGGAUAAAGAGUGUGAACUUUCUGUUCUUACAGGCAAGGUGGAUUCUCUUAACCUUGAGGUUUCCAGGCAUGAAACUGAACUUGAUGGAUCUAUUCAGAAAUUGGCUGUAGCACUACAGGAAGCAGCAGAACUGGAGAAAACGAUUGCACUUUUAAAAUCUGACCUUCAGAUUGUGGAGGCGACAAAAAAUCAGGCCUUGAAUAGUGAGAAGGUAGCCAACUCAAAUAUUGAAAGCCUGACAGAGCAAAAGAAAAACUUGGAAAAUGAGCUAGAUAUAACUCGGUGUGAACUUGACAAAGCUAAGCAGGCAAUGGAAGGAUUGGCUUCAGCACUGCAUGAAGUAUCAACAGAAGCACAUGUAACACAAGAAAGAUUCGUAUGCAAACAAGCAGAGGUUGAGGAUUCCCAUGCUCAGAUCAAGGACUUGAAGAUGACUAUUAUGAAGAAUCAAGAAAAUUAUGAUGAAAUGCUGGAGAAGUCCAAACAUGAGCACGUCUGCCUUCAAGAUGCUCUUGAAAGAUUUGAAAUGGUAUUUGAAAAUUCUGUAUCUGAGUGGAACUUGAAAGCUCUUGAUUUCUUAAAUUCUAUCCAAAGAUCUGAGGAGGAAAUUGCCACCAUGAAGACAGACAUGGACAAAAUAAGUGACUCUCUGAAAGCAGCAGAGCUCAGGAUAAUGGCUGCACAAGAAGAUGAAGUCCAGCUGAUAGAUAAGCUAAAGCAUUUUGAAUCAGAAGCAAAUAUCAUCAAACUAGUAGCAGAAGAAGCCAAGGCUGAGAAUCUGCAGCUGAAGGAGAUGUUACUAGAGAAAGACAAUGACCUUCAGAGUAAAAUUCAGGAGAACAAUGAACUCAAGAUCCGAGAAACUGCAGCUUUAGACAAGGCCCAAGACUUUUCUUCAUUGCUAGCUGAGGCCACAGCCGAGAAGGCAAUGGUGAAUGGUGAAAUAUCAAUAAAUGUGAAUCAGUCUGAUUUAGCAGUGCCAUUUGUUUCCCUUGAGGAAACCACUUAUGAUGAGCACCCCAAUUCAGAAGUACCAUCAGAAAAGCUCGAGGAACAUAGCAAUGAUUUGGAAACAAGCCAGGAGGAGAAGAGUAUUAACAAUGCUCCACAAGAACCACAAGGAGACACAGAAUCAAAGUUGUCUGAAAACGGCAAGGCUGUAGACAAGGAUUUGCCAACAGAGAAGGAGUAUGAGGUCGAUUCGAUGAAUGAUGAAUCUUACUUAAAGGCAGAUUGUGCUAACUCCAAUGUGUCAAAUGGAUUGCCAUCUGAUAACAUCCAAAAUGAUGGAACCUCACCCAAUAAGCAGGAGCAGCAGCAAAAGAAAAAGAAGGCUUUCAUGCAGAAAUUUGGGAGCAUACUGAAAAAGAAGAGUAACCUCAAGUAGAAGUGGAACCUAAGCUUCUUGCAUUACAAUUCAUCUAAUGUAUUUGGUGGUUUGAGCAUUUCCGACCUGGAUCAAGGUCUGAUAUGCCCAUGAUAGUCUCUUAAAUUGUUUUGCUAUAGUGCUUGUAUUUAAAAUUGUUUGCUUCUGCCUAGUGAAUCUACAAUUUGUGCCUUAGUUCCUGUGUUACUUGUUUUGCAAGGUUAGCUCUCUUUAAAGACAUGAAGACUCCUUGUCAUAUUUAACUAGCAAAAAGCUAUUUGAAGGACUCUUCUUUUAUCAAAAUUUUCUGGUUGGUGAAUGAAAGUAAUCACCAUUGUUCUCA
This is a messenger RNA of Zingiber officinale, 3761 nucleotides long. RefSeq names its product WEB family protein At3g02930, chloroplastic-like. Bases 209 to 3439 code for a protein of 1076 amino acids. The record is from RefSeq and is a predicted model, not a curated record. Gene Ontology annotation, biological process: reciprocal meiotic recombination. NCBI's taxonomy places the organism in Eukaryota, Viridiplantae, Streptophyta, Magnoliopsida, Zingiberales, Zingiberaceae. The transcript has 3 exons.